UAUCGCUUCUAAAGGUGACAAGCGCCUUUUGUGUGUUAAAUAUAUAUAUAUAUAUAUGUGAGCAUUCAGUAAUACAUCCGCUUCUAGAGCUCUUACAUUUGGUUGGUGUUUACUUUUAGAGUUAAUCCAGAUCUACAAGUAUAAGCCAAACGAAUUUUAAAUAUCACCGAGAGUUAGCAAAUUCUAUACUAUGUGCAUAUUGGCAUGUAAUCUGCAGUGCUUAAUGCUUGGACACGAAAAAGAAAGAGGCAGAUAUUUUUAAAGACUAUCUCUUUCUCUGUUUAUUGAAACUUGAUAAGUUGAUAGUUUUCUAUGAUUUCUGCUGUAAAUAACAAGAAUGGAAAAGUAGAGAAUGAACACACGCUUUUGUUCCUGUGAACUUAUUUUUCCUUAUUUGAUCUCAUAUUUAAGCAUAGUAUAUAGUUCACUUGGCUAAGUUGGAACUUCUUAAAAUAUAUAGGAAAAUAUUUAAGUAUGAAUGUCCGAGCCAACAUAAUCUGACUAGCGUACAUUUAAAGUAACUGAAAAUUACUUUAAAAAUUUUUCUGAAAAUGGAUGAAAAUGCACUAAACAAAAUAGAGUAUUUCGAUUCAACAAGCAAUUUAGUACGAAGACAAACACCGUGUGCCGCUGGCUUUAGAUCUACAAUGCACAUUGUUCUUUCACAAGUUUAUAAAGCAAUAUUUGUAUUUUUUUUAACGCAACCGUUAGCACUGUGUAUUCGAGAAAUUGUCGAUUCUAUGUAAUAUAAAGUUUAUGUUUUCUCCUAUCGAAUAAUAAGCGUAAGAGUUGAGUAAAAAGUAAACGGAUUAUUUUAUAAAAGAUAGAACACCAGUGUUUACAUGAUUCUUUAAUAUCCUACGAAAAGAAACUGUUUACUGAUAGUAGUAAUAUAUAACUUCGGCAAAAGAUAACUCUAAGGAUUUUUAUUGAAGAAAGUGGUAUCGAAACCCAAAUAAUCUCUUGACGAUUUUAUACGAAUUUGUUAUGGUGUCAUUGUGUGAUCAUUGGAUAGACAAUUUGUUUUUUACAAUAUCGUUACUAGGAAAUCAAUCAGACACCAGUAACAUGUCGAGGCAAUUAACAGUGUCCGACGAAACAUGUUUUUUCCAUAUAAAAAUGGAAAAGCGAGCAAAGAGAUGUAGAAAAUAUGGCAUUUGUAACAAUCAAGAUGCUUCAGACCCGUCGACGAACAUAAACAAAUCACGCUAUGAAAAUCUAAGUAUAGCUACGAAAUUUACUCCAUUGCAGCCUUCAUACUCAUGGAAUCUGGAUUUUGGCAUUCCCUAUGCUUUGUGAACAAUUUUACUCAGUAUUUUUGAAAGGACGAACAUACGAAGAUGUCUAGGAAAUUAUGCCAUUUUGUAAAUUUUUUCAUGCUAUGACUAUUUGUCUCAACGCUUGCUUAUUUAAUACAGUAACUUCUAUCAGCAAAGAAAAUCGCUAUAAUAACGAGGAAGAUGCCAUGUCAUUAAUUCAUCAAGAUAUGCUCAUACCGCAACCCAUAGCGGAAUAUUUCUCGAUGAUUAAUACAACGGCAUUGGGUGAUAUUGUCUACGUUAAUCUUCCGGAUUGUUGCCUGCCACAAUUAUCUAUUCCGGACGUUGGUGACCUACCAAGGAUACCGCCGAGAAACUUCGGGAGCGUAACUCCCGAUUCGUAUAAUGCCUACGAAUGUUACGUAUCCCCAUAUAUAACACGUCGACACAUUGAGGCAUACCGUGAUACGGAAUUAAUAUAUGAUCCAUUACCUAUCGAGCAUCUUCCACAGGAUGCCACUCCAAAUAAGAAUUUGCUUGGGUAUUUUUUCCCUGUGACAAUUACGGAUGACGAAAGACAAAAAAUGUACCACUUCCCCGAGGAAGAUAACAUGACUGGCCGAUUAACUUGUACCGAACUUGUACCGAGACUGAUGGAAGAUGUUAAUGUCACAUUGUCGACUUUCAAGCAGUGGUACAAGAUAAUACCUUAUCACAAUAUUCUGCGAAAAUCUGUGCGAUACAAUUUUAUUUAUAAUCGGCUCCACGAGCAUCAAGAUAUCGACGUUAACCAUGAGGUCUUGGAGACUGAGAGUACGUUAUAUAGUCCUUAUUUUUUUGACGAAACUGCCGCAACGAAAGCUGCAAUAUUCAGCUUACGAAGGGAAAGAACCAAUAACGCUCGUGGCUUAUGUUUUACCAUAGGUGAUGGUUUAGAUCCGGUUGGUUGGGCCGCCACAAUCAAUUAUAAUUUUACAAUGUCAGGAAGGUUUGCGCCACUAUUUGGCGUUAACUGUUCUCAACUAUGGUAUGCUACUCAUACAGCAGAUAUGUUGAUCAGUAGGUUGGAUAUAAUAGAUAAUUUCAUUGAUGCUAGCAAAGUCAUAUAAUAGUACUCAUAUAAUUCGUGUAGUUGAUCAAAGUAGAACAAAUAGUCAAAAUAAUAUCAAUCUGACGUUAUUUUUACAAGAUAUCGAUCAAAUUUACGUCACUUUUUGGUCAAAAUGACGUUAAAUUAAGAUUAUUUUGACUAUUCUACCUUGGAACAUAUCCACAGUUCAGUCCAGUAUCAUCCUUCAGCGAAACAAUAUUUUCAUAAUUGUUUAUUGUCAAUGAAUACUACUAAUUCUUCUUAAAAGAAGGCGUCGUAAGAUGUUCUCUAAACUGAAACUAUUUUAAAAAUCUUUAUUGAUCUUUAUCUGAUAUUCUUUUAUGAUCUAUAAUCUAUGAUUUAUU
Messenger RNA from Odontomachus brunneus, 2714 nucleotides. RefSeq lists its product as uncharacterized. Bases 1355 to 2368 code for a protein of 337 amino acids. The record is from RefSeq and is a predicted model, not a curated record. NCBI's taxonomy places the organism in Eukaryota, Metazoa, Arthropoda, Insecta, Hymenoptera, Formicidae. The transcript is spliced from 2 exons.